Cyprinodon tularosa is the source of this 2202-nucleotide messenger RNA. It is a transcript of the gene nradd, whose product is annotated as neurotrophin receptor associated death domain. Gene Ontology annotation, cellular component: plasma membrane; cell surface. The record is from RefSeq and is a predicted model, not a curated record. Bases 395 to 1582 code for a protein of 395 amino acids. The transcript has 6 exons. Gene Ontology annotation, biological process: Rho protein signal transduction. Lineage: Eukaryota; Metazoa; Chordata; Actinopteri; Cyprinodontiformes; Cyprinodontidae. Gene Ontology annotation, molecular function: nerve growth factor binding; coreceptor activity; death receptor activity.
UUUUUUUUUCCUUUGCCUCAUCUGUUCAGAACAUGUUAUAGGAAAAGAAAGAGAAAAGGGUCCUGCAGUACAUCCUGAGACAGAGGGAACUGUGUUGUCACUUGUUACAUGGCGGAAUGAGCUGAAAAAAGCCUUCACUGGUUUUCACUGGAAUUCAUUUACGGAUUUUACGCAUCUGGAAGUCGCCUUUUUUGCGUAAAAAACAACAAUCACCGAGCUAUGAAGGGAGAGAGGAAGGAGUGAUUUUACGUGGUUUGAUUAUAUUUGAUGCUGUGGAGGUUUCUGGCUGGUUUAAGCCGAUUAUUGCGAGCUGAGGACGGGAAAGGAACGCUGAGAGAGACGGAGAGACGCACCGCGGUGACUGGAGGGACAGAGGGCUGUAAAGAGUGGAAACAUGAGAUUGAUCACCAUCUCUGCGCUUCUGCUGUUAAAAGUUGCUCUUGGAGAGGCUUGUGCCAGUGGCAAGUUCACUGAAUCGGGACACUGCUGCAGAUUGUGUCCUGCUGGUUAUGAAGUGGAGGUAGAGUGUGGGAAGGAGGAUACCAAAUGCAAACCGUGUCCAAAGGGAACCUUUUCCCCAUCUGAAGGCCUUGAAGCUUGCCGUCCUUGCAGCACGUGUCCACGUGGUGUCCCCAUGUUGGCUUCUUGCUCAGCAUCCCAGGACAUCCAAUGCGACUGUGACACUGGCUAUUACUUUUUGAGUUCCUUAUCUCUGUGCGCGCCCUGCUCCAAAUGUGGGCGGGGUCAGGGGGUGGUUCGGGAGUGCGACCAUCAAGGAAACAGGGUUUGCCAGAAGUGUGGCCCGGGAACCUUUAUGGAGGAUGAUUUCCAUACCAAAGUGUGCCAGCUUUGCACUCAGUGCUCUGAAGAAGAGGUGGAGAUCCGAGCCUGUUUGUUCUUUUCUGACACUGUCUGCUUGGAUAAGCAACUGCACAUUUUGUCUCGCCCUGCCUUGAACAUCCCAAACGGGACAUUGCUGAUGGAGGAGGGGGAAGGUGGUAACCCCACACUCGUACCGUCCAAGCUGACCCCUCAGGACGAGGGGGACAGCAACAACAUUCUGGCCUAUGUGUCUGUUCCUGCUGCUGUGGUGCUCGGCUUGUUGGUUUACGUGGCUUAUAAAUGUUGGCAGUCGUGCAAACAGAAGAAGGCUCUCUCCAAGGCCCGAGUGGCAGAGCUGGGAACAUCUCCAGAAGCAGAAAAGCUCCAAAGUGACAGUGGUGUUUUUCUAGACACAUACAGCCUGCAGGAUAACCAGCCUAGCAAAGGUACUAAGAGAGACAGCAAGUACGACAACCGCCUUUACAUCAACCUGCCACCGAACAAGCAGGAGGAGGUGGAUCGCCUUCUGCAGGAGGCGAGCGGCCGCGGAUGGAGGCACCUUGGUGCUGCGCUGGGCUAUGAACCCGAACAGCUGGACCUGUUCGGACGUGGCGAGGCCCCGACACACACACUCCUGUCUAACUGGGCCCAGAAAGAGGGCUCUACUCUGGGACUGCUGAGCUCGGCGCUGGCCCGCAUAGAGAGAUCCGAUGUGGUGACGGCGCUUAACAGCAGCCAGCAGGGUGCCUCUGUCGUCUGACACACUAGAAGGCCCUGCAGUGACAAUCACAGACUCAAGUGAGGGAUUUAAAGAGGAAAAGGAAGGCACUCGGUUUUCAGAUCUUCUGUCAUGGUUAAAUGGAGUCUCUUUUAACUAUGUUGACAGAUCUUUUUUUGUUUUUCACUAGAAUACCAGCAAUACUCUAAAAAAUAUAUCUUUUUUUUUUUUGCUUUAUUUGAACUGUAGGAGAGAAAGCCAUGCUGCGUGGAAACAGAAUAUUUGUCUUGUAUUGCAGGGCUCAUUUCACUGAAUAUACAGUGCUGUAAAAAGAAUUCCUACCAUAAGGUUUUUUUUCUUUUUGUUGGUUAUAUUGAAAUGUUUUUAGAUCAUCAAAUACAUUUUAAUAUCAGACAAAGAUAAACCUUAGUAAAUACAAAAGCAGCUUUAAAGAGAGGCUUCGGUUGAUUAAAUGAAAGUAUUUUAAAUCUGGCCUAUUCAGAAAAUGUAAAUGCCCCCUUAAUCUAAAAUAUGGUUUUUCAGCGUUUGACCAAAACACAUACAUGAUCCCAGGAUUUAUUUUAUUUCAUUUUUCAGGAAUGUUGUGUUAGUUUACACCUUAACAAGAUGUACAACUUAUAAAAGCUACCAGAGGAAACUGA